UCCUGACCCUCCAGGCACCCACCCUCACCGCCCUCCGAAUCACUCCCCCCCUUUGGACUCGGAAAUCUGUGGCAUUUCAGCGAUCGGAUUAAACCCCGCCAACAUCCCCCUCGGACGAUUUGAUUUCUCGCAACAGACAAGAUGAGUUCCACCGCCACCCAGACGGCUCCUCCGCAGAUCACGGCGGAGAAUGUCGCGACCCUCUUCCCCGACGUCGACACCUCCCUGGCGCGCGAGGUUCUCCCCACGGCGAACGCCAGCAACCCCGCUGAGCGGGAAAGCGCCGACCUCGCGGGGUACGAUGAGGAGCAGGUCCGUCUGAUGGAGGAGGUGUGCAUCGUGCUGGAUGAGGAUGAUAAGCCUAUUGGAAGCGCCAGCAAGAAGACAUGCCACCUGAUGACCAACAUCGACAAGGGCCUCCUCCACCGCGCCUUUUCGUGCUUCCUUUUCGACAAGAACAAGCGUCUGCUGCUCCAACAGCGCGCCUCCGAGAAGAUCACCUUCCCCGACAUGUGGACGAAUACCUGCUGCUCCCACCCGUUGGGAAUCCCCGGGGAGACUGGUUCCGAACUGGAUGCAGCCGUGCUGGGCGUGAAGCGGGCCGCGCAGCGCAAGCUGGAGCAGGAGCUGGGGAUCAAGCCCGAGCAGGUGCCGAUCGAGAAAUUCGAGUUCUUCACCCGCAUCCACUACAAGGCGCCGAGUGAUGGGAAAUGGGGCGAGCAUGAGAUCGACUAUAUCCUGUUCAUCGAAGCCGACGUUGACGUCGACGUCAACCCCAACGAGGCCCGAGACACCUGCUACGUUUCGCCUGACGAGCUGAAGGCGAUGUUCGAGAAGCCCGACCUGAAGUUCACGCCCUGGUUCAAGCUCAUCUGCAAUUCGAUGCUGUUCGAAUGGUGGAGCCACCUGGGAACCGCCUCUCUGGACAAAUACAAGGGGGAGACCGGGAUCCGUCGGAUGUAAAGCGUGACUCACCAUGCGGAUAUCGGGGAGAUAAUUAUGCAAGAUUGGGGCACUAUAGCGCAUUCCUGACCCCAACUAGAGAUACCAAUGCACAAGCCGGCCAGUAUACCAUGUUUCUUGAAUUUC
This is a messenger RNA of Aspergillus candidus, 1089 nucleotides long. RefSeq names its product isopentenyl-diphosphate delta-isomerase IDI1 (gene idi1). Gene Ontology annotation, cellular component: cytoplasm. The transcript is spliced from 3 exons. The coding region runs from base 142 to 963 and encodes 273 amino acids. Gene Ontology annotation, biological process: isopentenyl diphosphate biosynthetic process; isoprenoid biosynthetic process. The record is from RefSeq and is a predicted model, not a curated record. Gene Ontology annotation, molecular function: isopentenyl-diphosphate delta-isomerase activity. NCBI's taxonomy places the organism in Eukaryota, Fungi, Ascomycota, Eurotiomycetes, Eurotiales, Aspergillaceae.